Messenger RNA from Platichthys flesus (European flounder), 3005 nucleotides. RefSeq lists its product as uncharacterized. Gene Ontology annotation, molecular function: double-stranded RNA binding; tRNA binding; nucleotidyltransferase activity. Gene Ontology annotation, biological process: regulation of translational fidelity. NCBI's taxonomy places the organism in Eukaryota, Metazoa, Chordata, Actinopteri, Pleuronectiformes, Pleuronectidae. The record is from RefSeq and is a predicted model, not a curated record. Gene Ontology annotation, cellular component: cytoplasm. The coding region runs from base 181 to 2517 and encodes 778 amino acids. The transcript has 9 exons.
CUCAUCCUGAUUGGUGGUAUUUGCCAGUUGGUGGCUGGACUGCUCUCCUUCAGAAAAUAUGAUCAUCUGAGUGGCACCGCCUUCAUUGGCUAUGCUGCUCUUUGGGGCAGUUAUGGAGCAACCCGAAUCUACAUUGGCGCUUUAGCUGAACCUCCGACAUCAUCUAUCGUAUAUCAAACAAUGAAUAAUCUGUCUCAGUCCACUUACAUGAUGAGCAACAUGACUCUAAAUGCCACCACAGAGAUCCCAGAGAUCAGCCAUUUAGGUCAGUCCAUGAAAGAGUCAGCAGUCGCUGGUCUGGUCCCCUUUAUCCUUCUGUCCUUCCUCCUAGCCUUCUGCUCUGCCACAGUCAACUACAUCAUGCCUUUUGUUUUUGGAGCCAUCACAGCCACCUUAGUUUUUGAAGCAGUGGGUCUAGUUGCAAGCUCCUGGGCGCUCGUGGUCUCUGGGGUUCUCGAGUUGCUCAUUCUCAUUUUUGCCAUCUACGGUUCAGCUGCACUGCUAAUCAAAGGUCUCACCCAGCGUCUAGUGCUCAAAGGUUUUGGCACCCCUCUCUUCAAUGUUCUUCUGCUGGGAACCCCCAACUCUGCAAGUACCCAGAGCAUUGGUCAAGAGAAGAAGAAAAACACAAAAUACGCAGAGCCCAUGGCCUUGGGUUUCUUCUGUGACACUGUUGCCCCCUUCAUCUUGGCUUUCUACAGUUUUGGGUAUGUUAAGUCAUUUGGCUUAGGAGCUGUAUGGGUCUCAAUCAUCUCAGUGGCCCAGCUGUUCUCAAGCUACUAUGCCCAUCUGCGCCAAGACUGCUACCACACAACCAAGUUUGGUCUUCAUGCUACAUAUUGGCUGAUCAAGGCUUGGGAUGAAUUUGUGGUAUCUGCUCUGACUGUAGAGAACAGUUUAUUGAUCUCAGGGAGGGAGGCGAUGGUGGGAAACUGGUUCUUUGUGGUGUCAGGCGUUGUGCUCUGCAUAGGAAGCCUGAACAUGGAUGUCCUGGAACUGAUCCACAACCUUCUCUUUGUCCUGCUCACAAUCUCAACAAUCCCCCAGAUACCUCUUCAGGCUUAUUACAUUUUCUUUGGUGUGGCUUGCUCCCUGUUCACUGCAGCCUCCCUGUAUGGGACCUUCACACGUCUCAUCAACACAAUAGCAGAGAAGUCUCUCAUCCCUAUCGGCCCACAGCCCAUCUCCAGUGAGCGGCUACAGAAAACUUUGACGUGUGGCAGAUAUAAAGAUGGAAGACAGGAGGCACUGCCCCAAACAGACCAGGCCUCAGACGCCCUGUUUUACAUUUCAAAUGGAGUUGCAGCUCUCUCAGCUCUCCAUACAAGGUUAUCAAGCUCAAAUCCCUCUUUCCUCAAUCUGACUGUCCCAUGGGUCCUCAUCUCUGGAGCCAUAAUCCAGGCCUAUGUCAGCCGGCUGCAAGUUACGGGAGGUGGCCGUUUUGGAUCUGUCAUUUCAUCCAGCUAUGUGGCAGUAUGGGCAACCUGGAGCUGGUUUAGGUUUGCAGGUGACCUCAUCCAACUUCCAAAAGAAGCAUCCUAUGGUUUUGCGGCAGGAGCCAUUGCCUUCCUGGUCAUUAACACUUUCCUCAUGCUGAUAGCUGCCUACAGGAACCUGGUUUUGCUGUUUUUAACAACAGUCAUGGAGGUUAUUCUGGUCUGUUUCCUGCUGUCCACACUGCAGCGACUGCCAUACCAACUAGAAAUCGCCAUGCUUGCACUGCUGUCAAUCAUUUGUAUAUAUGGAGCUCUGGCAUCACUGGUCAACUGCAUCUUCUUCGGGAGACUGCUGCCUAUGGGCCCUUCCUUAUUAAAGGAGAAAGUGAAGGAGGAAUCUUUUCCUGAGCUACCCUGUCCUGUUGCUAAUUCACGACUCACCAGUGGUCUCCUGAAGAUCGCUGGCCUUCUGGAGGAGGGCGGAGUUUGCGGUGUUCCCACAGAUACAGUCUAUGCCCUGGCGGCCUCCUGCAAGAAUCCUCAGGCUAUUGAGAAAAUCUACGGCAUUAAAGACAGACCAGCAGAGAAGCCCAUCUGUAUCUGCAUCUCUAGUGUGGAGCAGCUAGUAGCAGCCAGGCCUCCCUUCAGUCCUCUGCUCUGGGAGUUUAUGAGGAACGUGUAUCCUGGAGGCAUCAGCUGCAUCAUCAGCAAAGGAGACUGGCUGUAUAAACUCGGAGUGGGACCGGCUUAUGACCGUGUCGGCACCAAGGACAGCAUCAUGAUCCGUGUCCCAGACCACACUGUGAUCGUCCACCUGUGUGACAUCACCGGUCCCCUUGCCAUUACCUCAGCCAAUCCAAGUGGAGAACCAGACAGCACCCACCACAGCAUGGUCAUCAAUCGACUUGGACACAAGAUCCAGGGAGUUCUUUGUGAUGGGGACUCUAAUGAAGUUGUUGCUUCUACUGUGGUUAACUGCCUGAAGAUUGAUGAAGGGACCAUCACCAUUGUAAGGGAAGGCUGUGUCCCCGCCAUUAAAGUUCAACACAUCUUUGAAAGAGUGAAAAAUACUAUGGUGUGAUCUUCACAUUCCUCAUAUCUCCCCUCACACCUGGAUCCCUGUGAGACCCUUUGUCCAUUCAGCAAUCUCAGGAACACUUUACAGAAGAAAUCGGAAUAAUUAGAUAGAGCUGUUUGUAUUUUGUAUCUGUGGAUGUCUUGACAAAAAGUAAUCAUUUGUAGCUCAAAACAACUUAUAUGGGCAGUUAUCAUUGAAGAAUCUCAGCUGACAAACCAUGACUUAGAUGAGAUCUCUCACAUUGUAACAGCCUGGAAGGAACUGUAAUAACUUUAUAUUUAUGUUAGUUUAUUGAAUUAAAAAUGAAUUUGUGAAAUGACUUGGGAUUGAAUGAUACUGUAAUAAAUUAUUAAUGAGAUACAAGAAAAUGUAUCUUAUGUUACAAGGUAUUUAAGCUCACUGUGUUUAUUCUUUAUCGUAUUAUAUUGUAUUGGGUUGUAUUGUACUUCACUGUGUACUGUUCUGAAUAGUUAUUUGAAAUAAAGAGUGAA